UGGCAGGUCCAGAUUUAUUCAAAACCUCCCAAAUAUUUUGUUUUUUUUGGAUGUUAAAUGCAGGCUAGCGGCAGCUUGGAAAUCUGGGGGCAAACCCAUGUGCGUCCUCGCACCCCACCUGUUCGGUCAAUUGCCUGAAAGACGUCAAACGCAUAAAAAUUUGUACAAAAAUGUAUAAACAAAUUUAUGGCUUUUCUAGGCUUCAAACCAUUCACACAUACCUUACCUUACCUUACCACACAACAACAACUAAGCACAAUUAUUGGGAUUGAAUAAAUUGACCAAUGAAAUACCUCUUAGCCAUAUCUCUUUCUUAAAUACUUUUUCAUUCAUUCAUUCAAUCAAUCAUUCUUUGCAAACCCAGACUUGUUUUGAGAUUUGAGCUUCUGGGUUUUGCUCAUCUCCACUCGUUGCCUAAUGGGUCAUAUCAAUUCCUUUUCUUUGCUUUGCCUUUUUUCUCUUCUUUUAUUAGGAGCUUGUUUUGGUGAUGAUUCAUAUCAAGAUCAAGAGAAAGACGGGAUCAUUGAAUUGCCUGGACAACCCAAGAACGUGGGGUUCAAUCAAUACUCUGGUUAUGUCACUGUCAAUAGAAAAUCUGGUAGAGCAUUGUUUUACUGGCUCACCGAGUCGCCGGUGAGUCGGAGACCCGAGUCAAGGCCACUCGUUUUGUGGCUCAAUGGUGGACCCGGUUGCUCCUCCGUCGCUUAUGGAGCGGCGGAGGAGAUUGGACCUUUCCGCAUUAGGCCUGAUGGGAAGACCCUUUACUUAAAUCCUUAUUCUUGGAACAAUGUGGCGAAUUUGUUGUUCCUUGAGUCUCCAGCUGGUGUUGGCUUUUCAUACUCCAAUACGACAUCGGAUUUGUACACUGUAGGUGACCAGAGAACAGCGCAAGAUGCAUACAUAUUUCUUCUACAUUGGUUUGAGAGGUUCCCACAAUACAAGCACAGAGAUUUCUAUAUUGCUGGAGAAAGUUAUGCAGGUCAUUUUGUUCCUCAACUAUCUCAACUUAUUUACGAAGGAAACAAGGGAAUUCAGAAUCCUGUAAUCAAUUUCAAGGGAUUUCUGGUGGGAAAUGCUGUGACUGAUGAUUACCAUGAUUUUAUUGGGACAUUUGAGUACUGGUGGACCCACGGCUUGAUCUCUGAUUCUACCUACCGAGUGCUACGAAAGGUCUGUGAGUCUGGAUCCUCACAGCAUCCAUCAUUGGACUGUAUGAGUGCUCUUGUUGUUGCUGAGAGGGAGCAGGGAAACAUCGAUCCGUAUAGCAUUUUCACAAGGCCUUGCAAUAAAACUGGAUCGCUAAACCGCAACUUAAGGGGUCAUUAUCCAUGGAUGUCCAGAGCAUACGAUCCCUGUACUGAGAGGUAUUCCAACGUAUACUUUAAUCUUCCAGAAGUUCAGGAGGCAUUUCAUGCCAAUGUAACUAGGCUUCCUUAUCCAUGGAAAACAUGCAGUGAUAUUGUGGGAAACUACUGGGCAGAUUCUCCACUAUCUAUGCUUCCCAUUUAUAAAGAACUCAUUGCGGCUGGUCUCAAAAUAUGGGUAUUCAGUGGAGACACUGAUGCAGUAGUUCCAGUGACUGCAACAAGAUACUCCAUAGAUGCUCUGAAGCUACCAACUGUUACCAACUGGCACCCAUGGUACGAAAAUGGCAAGGUUGGUGGCUGGAGCCAAGUAUACAAAGGGCUGACAUUUGUUACGAUAACCGGAGCAGGACACGAGGUUCCUCUUCAUCGCCCUCGUCAGGCAUUUAUUCUUUUCCAAUCAUUUUUGGAGAACAAGCCCAUGCCAAUGGCAGGGAAAAGACUAAAUAAGAGAAGCAUUCCUCUCGAGUGUUGCUCCAUUCUUGCCCCGAGCAGUGCCGCUUUACAGUUUUAGUCUGCAGACUGCUUUCUGGAUCUCCUGUAUGAGGAGACUGCAGGAAUUAGUUAUAGUUAGAGUUUAUAUUUUGCAUUUAUAGGAUGUAAAAAGGUUGCAGGGAAAUAAUUAUUUAUAGGCUUCUAUUUGGUGGAAGGAGGGCAAGAUUUAUAUUGUCAUAAUAAGUGAAACUGAAAGUGUAAUUGUUCCUGUGGAACCUAUUCUUUAUAGCAGUUCCAAUCUGCUCUCAUUUUUACCUGUGUGCUGUGGCCAUAGAGUAACAAUUAAAUUCGAGAGGCAGUAGUGCUAUAGUUAUGUUAGGAUCCUGGUUGAGUUAUACAUUGUUAAA
Messenger RNA from Morus notabilis, 2206 nucleotides. Its product is annotated as serine carboxypeptidase-like 27. Gene Ontology annotation, molecular function: serine-type carboxypeptidase activity. The coding region runs from base 418 to 1878 and encodes 486 amino acids. Gene Ontology annotation, biological process: proteolysis. The record is from RefSeq and is a predicted model, not a curated record. The transcript is spliced from 10 exons. Gene Ontology annotation, cellular component: vacuole. Lineage: Eukaryota; Viridiplantae; Streptophyta; Magnoliopsida; Rosales; Moraceae.